AAUGAAAGGGACGUGGCAGUGGGAAGAAGGUUGAGGAACCGUGGAGAAGUCUGUCUCUCAUCAAAGACAAUGUUGUUUUCUUGCAGUGUUUCAGGAAUAAGUGCUGUGUUCUAUAAAAUGACUGCCAGCAACAGGGAGGACAUAACAAAGGUUUUAGUGAAAUACCUGAAGGAUCUUGCUGCACAGCUAAACACACCAGUUUGCAGAAAGGAUAUCCAGAGUGAUUCUGAUUGGCUGAGUGUCAACUUGGGUCUGUUCUCGACAACAGCAGACUACUCUGAUCUUAAAGAAUUGAAUAUCUCUGGGGUGGUGGUUCUGGACUUGCUUUCUCCAGAACAGAAAGCAGAGCUGCUACUAGAUCCAUCAACUGGUGCUCUAGAGAAUGAGACGCUGGUGAAAGAAUUGAUGACGGGAAUAAUCUCAUCCUCUGGAGAGGAGCAGCUCUAUGUGUUCUUUCAGACUUUUGUCAAAGUCACUGUAUUGAUGAACAUAACUAGGAUUCCUCCAGCAGUGUCAGAAACCAUUCUAAACAUGACACUGCUAGCUCUGGUGCCCCAAUUCCCGACCUUCAGCCCACAGGACUUUGCCCUGUGGUUCCAGACUUAUCUCCAUCUCUUCCUUACUGGGAUUGGUCCUAACACCCUGUCAGUUAUCCCGAGGAACGUCAGCUGUGACUCAUACAGAGAAAUCAUGAAAGGAUUUGAUAAUGUGUACAGCGGCCUCUCAUUGACACAAUCUGGGCAGAUCUUCAGUUUCAUACAAGACUAUCUUCAGCACCAGUUCAGCCAAGAGCCAGAUAGUCUGGGUUGCUAUCACGGUGGGAGCUUCUAUGCCUUCCUCAGGAGCUCCUUCCUCAGUUUUGGACUUCCUGACCUGAGUGCCUUUUUGUCCCUCAUCCCAGCCAGCCGACAGCAAGAGCUGUUGGGCUCCAUCUCUCCAAGAGAACUGUAUGAGUUUCUGAAUGGGCCGAACACAGUCAGGAACGGGUCAGAUCUCUGCACACUCCUCAACAACUACAACAGCACCAACCAGUACCUGGAGACGGAGCCGGUUGUCUCUGCAGCUGUGGGCAGACAGACGUUGGGGUGCGUUUGGUCUCGUGCUCUCAGCGCCUCGUCUCAGGAUGAGGCGGCUCAGUGGUUUAAUGUAAGACUGGCUCAGUACCUGCCCUUCCUCAGCUCUCAGCUCAUCAGCCCCACCCAGCUUAGCGGCACAUCCUGCCUGUCAUACAGGAAACUGGUCUCAGUCCUGGGGAACAGCUAUAACUACUCGGGCACUGAUUUCACUCCAGCUGAUGUGUACAGCUCUAUAAAGGCUUAUCUGAACAGCAGUGAUGGCUCUCCCCACUGCUAUAACUCUUCUGAUCCUCUUCUGAACUCCACUGCCUGGUUUGCUAACAACAUUGGAUUCUUCAUCACCUUCAUCUCCCUCACUGACCUCCAGUCCUUUGUAUCAGACAGUCAGAUCGGUGCGUUCCUGGAAAACUCAGAGAAUCUUCAGCUGUUUAACAAUUCAGAAAUUGCAUCCAACGUCACCACAUACUACGGCACACAGCUAUACAUCCAGAAUCCUAACUACAACCCCCUCAGGCUACCAGGUGUGCUCUUGUGUGGAGCUCCUGGCUCUGUGUUUGUGUCUCUUGGAGCUUCAGACAGCCAGAUCAUCCUGGAGGGCAUCAACAAAUUCUGCAGUGGAGUUGAUUUAGAGGUUUCAACAGCACUAGUCACAAACUUCCCCACUUUAUCCACAUCCACCAUCGAGUUGCUCGGCAACCAGAGCAUUGGUCUGACUGAGGGCCAGAUAAGAGAUGCUACCCCCAAUAUCAUAAACAGUACCCUGCCCAUACUCAGCAUCAUCACAGGCUGGAACCAGGGUCAGGUCAACAACAUCAUCCAGAGCAUCACUAGUGCAGGCUUUAAUAUCAACAGUGCCUCUUCCUUGUUGACUCUGGGCACGCUCGUUGGAGGCGUUCCCUCGGCAACAGUUUCCAGCAUCUCACCCACUCAGCUUCUGACUAUAUCCCAGAAUCCAACAUUCAUCACCAACAUUCUGUCAGCACCAGUGAUUCUACAACAGACAUACGUCCAGAAGAUUGUCUCUGUAGACCAGAACAAAGUGGUGGAGAAUGUUCCAGAUGCAUUGGCAGCGUUUAUCCAACCUGUACUACUGGUAUACUUGAAAUCAAUUAAUGUUUUACUCAUCAAUAAGAAGAUCUGGAGACAACAACAGGCUGCUGUGCUGUUUGGUGCAGUUUCCAGAGCCACUCAGGAUACAGAAGGGCUGUCAGAGUCGAUACUGCAGGGAUUCACCUGCAGCUCAGUUAGGAAUCUACCACUGCAGAAAGUUGAACAGCUGGUGAAAGCCUGUAGACCACGUACAGGCAGGAACAAGGUCAUCCUGAAAGAGUCUCAGCUGACCUGCAUGUACCGCUAUGUGAAAGAUGACUCAUCUCUGACCUUCACUGAUUUCCCCUCGGACAUGCUUCUCUAUUACAGCUAUGAGAAGGUGCAGAAGGUGAACUGCAGGUCAUAUUUCGGUGCUCUGGGUGGAGCAGAUUUCUCGGUUCUUUCCAGCGUCCUCAAUAGACAGUCCAUCUUGUUCAAGAAUGCACGGGACUGCUUGGGUAUAUCUGGUGCAGGUCUGACCAGCGAUCAAGUGGAGGUUCUGGGCAAUAUGGUCUGCACACUGGACUCCUCCUACAUCCAGAACUCUCACCCACUCAUCCUGGAGAAACUGAAGAACUGUGAUGAUCUUUCUGACUCUCAGGUCGAUGCUAUACAGGCACUGCUUUACAUUGGCAACACUCCUUAUGGAAAUCCCUCAGCAUGGAAUCAGCAGACUCUACGGCAGCUGGGCAUCCUCCCCCUCUACCUCAAACGAGACUUCUGGAGUCAAUUUAGUUCGCCUGUAAGGAAAAGGUAUCUCAGAUCAUUCUUGCCAUUCCUGAGAAAAAGGAAGACCCAGAAGUGGAAGCUGAGCAGAUUGUUUAAAGCAUACAUGACCGUCAGAUUCAAACGUUCUGCAGACUGUACUGUCGGCAACAUCACAGCAGUGACGAUUGCAGAUGAGGCGUUCCCUUAUGACUAUGACUCUACACAGUUUGAUUUGUGUCUGGACAUCACUGUCCUGAAUGACAACCUGGCAGCCAUCACUGAAAAAGUGCUAGAUGCCACCUACCAGAUGAUCAUUCUGAACAAAUUAAACCAGCUCUACCCAUCAGGCCUUCCAGAGAGUGUAAUACAGCUACUGGGCUCCACAUCUCGUGUGGCCAAUGUUAGUGACAUCAACAAGUGGAGCAUCACCACAAUUGACACACUGUUCUCUCUGAUGGACCCUUAUGAUGGAGACUGGACCUCAGAGCAGAGUGCUGCAGUGAUUAUGAGGUAUCUGAGUGUGCCUGGUAACAUUCUGGGAAGUGCUGAACUAUUUGCAAUCGGCGCAAACAUCUGUUCUUUGGAUAUCAUUGUCCUCAAAACCAUCACUGCUGAUAGCUUGAGGAAUGUAUAUGGUUUGGAUAUAUCCUCGUGCUCUGUUGAUCAGAAAUCAAUUCUGUACAGCAUCGCCAACUCCUCAUUCAGCACUGAGCUCAGCGACCCCACAACAUACUACGAACUUAUCAGCCCUUACCUGGGUGGAGCUCCUCUUGAGGAUAUACAAGCUCUUUCUGCUCUGAACAUCAGCAUGGACAUCGAUAUCUUCUUAAGUCUGAACUUUGAUGUCAUUAUGGCCCUGAGUGUGAGUACAGUGCGUGAUCUCUUAGGGGCAAAUGUGGCUGAUCUGAAGCUGUUUGAGAACUCUUCUGUGAUUCAGUCCUGGCAGAAACAGCAGAAACAGUCUGAGUUGAACACCCUGAAUAUUGACCUGCUGUUGGGUAUACCUGAUGUCAUCAUCUCUACAUCUGUACCCGUCACCAACACUGUCAACAUAGACAGUAAUAAUUAUAACAACACCAUAACUAGUACCCACUGCAAGCACCAGCACCACUGCUUCCAACAAUGAGAAC
This is a messenger RNA of Colossoma macropomum (tambaqui), 4003 nucleotides long. RefSeq lists its product as uncharacterized. Gene Ontology annotation, cellular component: cell surface. Lineage: Eukaryota; Metazoa; Chordata; Actinopteri; Characiformes; Serrasalmidae. The record is from RefSeq and is a predicted model, not a curated record. Gene Ontology annotation, biological process: cell-matrix adhesion.